This is a messenger RNA of Cinara cedri, 2756 nucleotides long. NCBI's taxonomy places the organism in Eukaryota, Metazoa, Arthropoda, Insecta, Hemiptera, Aphididae. The record is from the annotation of a GenBank genome assembly.
AUGUCGGGUGGACUAGACGUAUUGGGAUUGAAAGAAGACGAUGUCACCAAAAUGUUGGCUGCCACCACACAUUUAGGAGCGGAAAAUGUUAACUUCCAAAUGGAGCAAUAUGUAUACAAGAGAAACAGCCGCGGUACGUAAAUCACUCAUAUAAUAUUGCCUACUAAGCGUUAGAUUUAUUAAAAUUUUUAUUUCAGGAUUAAACAUUUUCAACUUGAACAAAACUUGGGAAAAAUUGUUGUUAGCGGCAAGAGCUAUCGUAGCUGUUGAACAUCCAUCAGAAAUUUUUGUUAUUUCGUCUCGACCAUAUGGACAACGUGCUGUUUUGAAAUUUGCAGCAUAUACUGGGGCAACGCCAAUUGCUGGACGUUUCACUCCUGGUGCAUUCACUAAUCAGAUACAAGUGAGUUGUGAAUUUUUAUUGUUUAAUAGUUAUAUAACUUUUAAGUUGUUUUUGUAUGCUCCAAUUUGAAUUAUUUGUGCCUGAUAACUUUUAUAUACAUGGUAUUAAAUGUAAUUUUUCUUUUCCAAUACAUAACAAAUAAUUGUGGUUAAAAUUACACUUGUUCGUAAUUUUUUAUUUUUUUUUUCUGAGCAAGCUCAGUGGGGCAUAUUGAAUAAAAUUGAAGAAGUCAAAAUAUCUGAAAACGUGUGCUGUUUCUUUGCUCAAUCGUUUAAGAAUGCUAUAAUUUUAUAAUUAUUAAAUAUCUGAUUGGGUUUUCACAUAAAAAUUAACCCAAAAUAUUUGUGUAAUGGCACAUAAUAUAUUUUAAUUAUUAAAUUAACUGUUUUGCUUUUGUACAAGUUAAUUUUCCUUUGGAACAAAUUUAUUAUGUAUUUGGAUUAUUUAUAUUUAUUAUUAUGCUUUAAGGAUAGGUAUAAAUUAAUUUUAUUUUACUCUCCCUAUAUUUAAUAAAUAGCGUAAAUUUCUAAAUUUAACAUUCAUUACACAAUGUAAAGUAUUACUUCAAACAAUUAACGCUAACAGCAUUUUAAGUUUAUUUGUGAAAAAGUUAAACAAAUAUUAUGAUUAAUACACUUCAGUUAAUCUAAUAUAUAAUGAUUGAUAAGUUGUACUCUGAUAAAUAUAAUUUUAAUAAAUAUUUAGGUACUUAUUUAAUGAUGAUCAAUACACCCCAGUCAAUCUGAUGUAUUAUGAUUGAUAAGUUGUACUCUGAUAAAUAUAAUUUUAAUUUUAAUAAAUAUUUAGGUACUUAUUUAAUGAUGAUCAAUACACCCCAGUCAAUCUGACACUAUUGAUUGAUGAUAUCUUUUUGUUAUUCUGAUAAAUGUAAAUAUUAUUUACAUUGACGAUAAUUUAUGAUAUUACAUCACAUUGAAUUGGUUGUUUUUUUCUUUUCGAAAUCUGAGUAUAAGAGGAAACAUAUGACUGUCUAUCCUACUAGAUUGCCAAGCUUUGUUCAGAAUCUUUUUACAAUACAAUCUUUUGAUUGUAAUGAUUUAUCAAAAAAAAAAAAAACAAAUUAUGUUAUUAAUUAAUACUAGUUAUACUUCAAUAUAUUUAUCAAUUUAUCGUGUAUCAAAUAAAAAAAUUUGAUUAUACGUUGAAAAAUAACCAAGAUAUGAUUAUCUAUGUCAUAUGUUCUAUUAUACUUCCAAUAAUAUUUAAAUGAUGAUCAACAUAUCCCAGGCAAUCUGACACUGUGAUUGAUGAUUUCUUUGUGUUCUAAUUAAUGUAAAUAUUUAAAUACAGUUUAUAGAAAAUUAUGUAUUUUAAUUUUAAUCAAUGUAGGAAUUACUUUUAUGUAGACCUUAGAAGAACAUUAUAGUGAAUAUAAGAAUACUGUUCAAAUGCUUUUAAAUAAUACUUUUAUGAUGACUAUACACCCCAGUCAAUCUGAAAAUAAAUGAUUGAUCAAUUUUGUGUACUGAUAAUGUUCAAAGCAGCAGUAAUAUCAAAUUAUUUGAACAAAAUUUCAAAACCAAAUUAAACUUUUAGGCUGCUUUCCGCGAACCCAGACUUCUUGUUGUAACUGAUCCAGCUACAGAUCAUCAGCCAAUCACUGAAGCUUCUUAUGUAAACAUACCAGUUAUUGCUUUAUGUAAUGCUGAUACACCAUUGAGAUAUGUUGAUAUUGCUAUUCCAUGUAAUAACAAGGUAAUAUUUAAGAAAUACAUUUUUUUUUUUUUAAUAACAAAACUAAAACCUUCAUAAAUAUUAUUUACAGUCUCCUCAUUCUAUUGGACUAAUGUGGUGGUUCUUGGCUCGUGAAGUUCUUCGUCUUAGAGGAACUAUUCCUCGUGAUGGUAAAUGGGAUGUUGUUGUAGAUUUGUUCUUCUACAGAGACCCCGAAGAUGUAUGUGUUUAUAUAUUGACAUCUUAAUUGUUAUUAAAUAGAAGCUUAAACAUGAAUAUUAUUUCAGGUUGAGAAAGAAGAAGCUGCCGCUAAGGAAGCAUUGCCUGCAGCUUCAACUGUUAAGCCAAUUGUUUCUGGAGAAGAUUAUGCGUCGGUGAACACAGCUGCUGACUGGAAUGAGGGUGUUGUAGCAGCCACUGCUCCACCAAACUGGGCAGAUGAUGGAAAUGCUGAACCAUUAGCGACAGCAGCUCCAGCUGCUAAUAUUGAUAGAACGGUAAGUAUUUUAUUUUUUCAUUUUUAAAUAACAAUGUUUUGUAUAAUGUAUUUCACUGUUUUUUUUUUUAGGCGGUUGAAGAAUGGAAUGCUGCGCCGGCCACUGGUGCAGCCAAUACCAAUUGGGGAGGUGGUUCUGCACCUAAUUGGUCAAAUAUGUAA